AUGUCGAGCAACAACGAGAACCUCCUCGCCGUCUUCCGGCCCCGCCAAGGCUACACGCCCGCAGCGCCCGCCAUCCUCCUGCCCGCCUCGUCGCCCACGCCCUACACCUUCACCUACCACAAGCUCCACUCGCUCGUCCUCGACCUCCAGGCACAGAUUGCCUCGUUCGGCCUCGAUCCCUCCCAGGUCGUCAGCAGCAGCCUCAUCAACGGCGUCGAAUUCACCCUCGCCUUCCUCGCCACCGGCGCACAGCGCCUCGUCGCCGCCCCCCUCAACCCAAACUACUCCGAGAGCGAGGUCGCCUUCUACCUCGAGGACACAAAGUCUCGCCUCGUCAUCCUCCCCAAGGGCGCAUUCGCCCACGCCUCGGCCGACAGCCCCAACUCCAAGCCUCACCCCGCCGUGUCGGCCGCCCGCGCCCUCAACGUCGACAUGGUCGAGAUCGAAUUCGACCCCGUCACGGCCACCGUCCAGCUCACCCGCCAGGACGGCUCCCGCGUCGCCCGCUCAGACGUCCGCCAGCCCAACGACGAUGAUGUCGCCCUCGUCCUGCACACCAGCGGCACCACCGGCAGGCCCAAGGGCGUCCCCCUCACCCACCGCAACCUCUUCACCACCAUGGGCAACAUCGUCGGCACCUACCGCCUCUCGCCCCGCGACCGCACCUACCUCGUCAUGCCCCUCUUCCACGUACACGGCCUCCUCUGCGGCCUCCUCGCAACGCUCCUCUCGGGCGGCAGCGCCGUCAUCCCGCCCAAGUUUAGCGCGUCCGUCUUCUGGAAGGAGCUCGGCGACGCCCGCUGCAACUGGUACACGGCCGUGCCCACCAUCCACCAGAUGCUGCUCAACACGCCCAUCCCCUCGCCGCUGCCGCAGCUCCGCUUCAUCCGCUCCUGCUCGUCGGCCCUCUCGCCCGCCACGUUCCACGCCAUCGAGGACGCGUUCAAGGCGCCCGUGCUCGAGGCCUACGCCAUGACCGAGGCGUCACACCAGAUGACGUCCAACCCGCUGCCGCCCGCCAAGCGCAAGCCGGGCACCGUCGGCAUCGGCCACGGCGUCGAGGUCAAGAUCCUCGACCAGAAGGGCAACGAGGUGGCGCAGGGCGUCGAGGGCGAGGUGGCCAUCCGCGGCCGCAACGUCACCAAGGGCUACCUCAACAACGAAAAGGCCAACAAGGAGAGCUUUGUGCGCUUCUCGGAGGGCACCGGUCCGGAGGAAAACGACGGCUUCUUCCGGACGGGCGACCAGGGGCGCAAGGACGCCGACGGCUACGUCGAGCUGACGGGCCGGAUCAAGGAGCUCAUCAACCGCUCGGGCGAAAAGAUCAGCCCGCUCGAGGUCGACGGCGCGCUGCUGGCCGUCAGCGGCGUGCGCGAGGCCGUGUCGUUUGCCAUGCCCGACGAAAUGUACGGCGAAAAGGUGGGCGCGGCCCUGAUCCUCAAGGACGGCAGCGGGCUGGACGAAAAGGCGGUGCAGAAGGCGCUCGACGGCAAGAUCAGCAAGUUCAAGAUCCCCGAGCGCAUCUGGAUCGUCGACGCCAUCCCAAAGACGGCGACGGGCAAGAUCCAGCGCAAGAAUGUGGCAGCCGCCAUGCUGCGCAAGGACGGCGCCAAGCUCUGA
Molecule: messenger RNA, 1620 nt
Organism: Pseudozyma flocculosa PF-1
Lineage: Eukaryota; Fungi; Basidiomycota; Ustilaginomycetes; Ustilaginales; Ustilaginaceae
Exons: 1
Coding region: 1-1620 (539 amino acids)
Biological process (GO): fatty acid metabolic process
Molecular function (GO): medium-chain fatty acid-CoA ligase activity
Source: RefSeq, a predicted model, not a curated record